This is a messenger RNA of Aphanomyces astaci, 255 nucleotides long. RefSeq lists its product as hypothetical. The transcript is spliced from 2 exons. The record is from RefSeq and is a predicted model, not a curated record. NCBI's taxonomy places the organism in Eukaryota, Oomycota, Saprolegniomycetes, Saprolegniales, Verrucalvaceae. The coding region runs from base 1 to 255 and encodes 84 amino acids.
AUGGUCGUCGACGGCCACAGUCGCCUUCGCACUCGCAAGAUCGUCACGACAUCAAACGUCGACACGGCCAUGAACACCCAGCGCCCGUUUCGAGGCGUGGGGGCGUGGAAAUGUGGUCCCACCGACGCGCUCGAUCUCGAGGCCGCGCGAUCGUACCGAGCCAACAUCCCACACCGACGCGAAUGUGUUGACACCCAAAACGUUGGACACGAGGUAGUCAAAGAGACUUUAAACCUUCUGCGCGCGGACGCGUAG